AGGGUGAGUAAAUGAUGACAGAAUUUACAUUUUUGGGUGAACUGUCCCUUUAUAUCGGUUAACAUUAUAGUUUUUCACAUUUAAAAACUCAUUUCAUUUCAUGUUUAAUUUAACUAACAUGUAAGGAUUGGCGUUGCUAGUGUUGGAAGGGAUAGGCCUGAGAAUGACUGAUUCACCACCAACCACAUUUUUACUACUUUAGUUUCUAUAAAAUGUUUUGUAAAAGUAAUACAAAUGUACACUAUAUGUGUGGUACAACACUAUGACUAGAAAGUGAUGAUGUCAUUGUGAGAAUCCUCCAACUGAGAAAUACUUGUGUACUUCAGACUUCUCAAAAGAGCCUGAAAAGUAUUAAAUCUCGUGUUUAAACAUCACUUACAAUGAUUCACCUAUUUGAGCAAGUUUCUCAGUCAUAAGAGACAUGAUCUGAGCACAGAAUUCUUUUGACAUCAUAUAAUCUUGAGGAUAUAACGUUAACAUUGUAACUGUGGUGACACCAAGGUAUUAGGUUUAACAAAAGAAAGAAUAUUACUCCACUUUAUCUUUGGGCACCAGACAGAACUAUCAAAUUGAUUUUUCGGAGAUUCAUCUAGGCCAACGGCUAAAUAAAAAACAUAUAAUUAUAUAUAAUAGAAUGUAAAGGAUAUGAAAUAAAGGAAUUAAAAUGAAAAGAAGCAGUUGUACAAUUGGAAUUGCAAUUUACAUUAUUCUGUGGGGUAUUAAAGGAAGUAAAUGAGCAAUUAAAAAAAAUAAGAAACGGGGUUGAUAGAAAGAGUGUAAAAAAAAUAAAUAAUCGUUUAUUUAAUAUACAUACAUAUAUAUUAAGGAUGACUGAGGUAAUUUCCAGCAAUUGGAUCCACACUCCAGUUCAGAAGGUGACGGCAAUGCACCAAUAAGCUGGUUUGGCAACCGCCAGUAAAACUCAAGAAGAAGGUUUCCGGGUCAUAGGAUGGAGGAAGGAGGAAACGAGGGGGUAUAUUGAGAAGGACACUAUGGCCCUUGCCCAAAUGGCUCACUUCAUGUUGCGUUGCGGUCUCGUGGACUUAAAGUGCGCGUGUUCGCCAAAUCCGUUGGCUCAACCCGGAAAUCCUUCUGAACGCCCAGUAACAGAAUGGAUAGGAGGAGUGUUGUGGAUGUCAGACAUAUACAUAUAACCAUGACGGAUACAUUUUUAAAUGUAUGCUUUGAUAAAAUUCUAAUUUAAUUUCUUAUUUUGUGUUUAGACCAAACGCGAAUGGCGCGUUAAGCGCGAGUGAUUCACAUGUUAAGUCCAUGCAAAGACGCGAUAGACCUACUUACUUACGCCCGGAAGUGCAGACCUAUAGGGCACUAAGCAUGAGUCCACAAGGGUACAUGGGAAUGUAUUUUGGGGCAGACUUGAGGUCAUCACACCGGAAAGAGCAAGUGCUGCUUUCUAAUCACUCUCGCGGUUUUUUGUUGUCAUUCGCUGAUCAGUCUGCGCAGCACCACGUGAAGUCGAUCACUUGUUGUCCCAUUGUUGUUAUUUAGGACUGGAGCUGUCGGUUUUUAUUGUUCAACAUUUCAUAUGUUUAUAUUCCAACCAAGCAUUAUGAAAUAGAUACUUAUGUUUGUAAUGCAUUCGUUUGUCAUGACACAAAUGCAACUGUUUAUAUGUAUAUGUAUUUAUUUGUUUACACUACUAUUCUGUAUACACUUCUUAAUAUGAAUAUAUGUUGUUAUUUAAUAUUUCUCUAUAAUACAGAAGCUGUGUUGUUCAGCUUUUCAGAGCCCAGAGACAACUACAUAUAAAUAUACAAAACAUGCUUUAUUACCUAAAGUAAGAAAAUGCACUUCGUUAAAAGUUUUUAUUAUGAGCGCUUAAAAAUACAAAUGGGACACUCUACGAACUCGUAGACUUGGCGAGCACGCGAAAUCGAAGUCCACGAUAACGCAAGUCCAGUACUUGGGCAUGAAGUGCGCCAUGUUGGGACAGGGCCAGUGAACCUUCGCAUUCAGUCCGGUAGAGGGCGCAAGUGCUGCUGACGCUGUUUCAUCAGCCGCCAUAAGUCGGAAGGCUAGACGAGAGCGCUCUAUACCUCCUUUUGGACGUUAUUUUAGCUGUAAAUCUUUUCACCGGUUAGAUCAAUAUAAUCUUUGGAGAUGAUCGGAAACCUUAAGUGAUACUUCUUUUUUUCUGAUACUUGAUAUUAAUUUAUUAAUUAAUGUGUGAAUAGUGCAUUGAGUUGGUCUUUGUUAGCCUUUAGCAGGUUUGGUUAGCUCAGCAGUGGUCGUCGUCCGUGUGGGUGCGGCUCAGACUGAUUUAGAUGAAUUACACUGAAUAUCUUCAUUAACUGAUUUGCUAGUGGAAUCUAAAGCAGGAUGAGGAGUUUUUGUAAAAGCAUCGGUUUAUUACUCGUGUGCGGUGUGUUUGGUGCUGUGACAGAUGAGAAGUCAGUGUCAGUGAAUGAGGGAGAAUCAGUCACUCUUCACACUGAUGUCACUAAACUACAGAACAAAGAAAAGAUACUGUGGAGGUUUGGAGAAGAAGGUUCUGCCACACUUAUAGCUGAAAUGACUGGUGAAGGUAGUAUCACAUAUAAAGAUUUGGCUGAUGGGAGAUUCAAAGACAGACUGCAGAUAUUAGAUCUUCAGACUGGACAUCUCAUCAUCAAAAACAUUAAACACAAACACUCUGGACUAUAUAAAGUAGAUCAUGAAAGCAACACUGGAACAACAUACAAGAGAUUCAGAGUUACUGUCAGAGAUGCUCCACGUGUUAUUGGUUUUGAACAAAGUGAUGUUAAGUCAGCGCGUGUAAUUGAGGGAGAUUCUGUGACUCUACACACUGAUGUUCAAACACAGAGAGGUGAUCUGAUACUGUGGAGGUUUGGAGAAGAAGGCCUUCUUCUAGCUAAAGGUGAUAAAGAAGAAUAUACGAGCUCAAUAUAUGAUGAUGUUCUUGAUGGGAUGUUCAGAGACAGACUGGAGAUGGAUGAGCAGACCGGAUCUCUCUUCAUCACAAAAACCAAAACCACAGACACUGGAGUUUAUAAACUACAGAUCAUCAACAACAGAGACACAAAAUACAAGACAUUCAGUGUUUCUGUCAGUGAACCAGGUCUAUCUGCAGGACAGGUGACAGGAAUAAUCUGUGGUGUCCUGCUGGGUAUUGCUGUUGUUGUUGCUGUUGCUGGCGUGUUUGUGUUUCGCCGCAUUAAAUAUGAACAACAGAAACAAAAGGUUAAAGUGAUGAGGGUGCCUGAGGGACAUUCUGUCACUCUAGAGACUCAUGUCACUAAACUCCUGUCUGAUGUUGUCAUCGAGUGGAGCUUUAGAGAUGAAGUGAUAUUACAAACAGAGAACUUGUUACUCUUGAAUGUGGCUGAGAGAUUCAGAGACAGACUGGAGGUGGAUGAUCAGACUGGAUCUCUCAUCAUCAGACACAUCAGAACAGAAGACGCUGGACUGUAUAAACUAAAGAUCAGCAGCAGCAGUCCAGUGAAAUCAUUCCUUCAGUUCAUCACUGGUGGAGGACCAUCAUACUAUCAAUUCAAUGUUUUUGUCACAGAGAGGAUAAAACCAGUAAUGUUGGAAGGUUUUGUUACUCUAGAGACUGGUGUUACUGAAGUACAGACUGAUGAUAAGAUUCAGUGGACAUUUGAAAAUGAUAAAACUCUCAUAGCUGAAAUGACUGUAGGGACUAAACCCUCAUAUGACUCGAUUUAUGAGAGAUUCAGAAACAGACUGAGGAUGGACCCUCAGACUGGAGAUCUCGUCAUCAUAGACAUCACAACUGAACUCUCUGGAGUUUAUAAAGUUCAGAUCAUCAACAGCACUAGAGGAAGUAAAGUGAAGGACUACAGAGUUGCCAUCUCUGUGAUCACAUACACAGGAGAAUCUGUCACUCUACACACUGAGAGUGAAAUACAGAGCGACAGUGAGAUCAAGUGGAUCUAUGAAGAUGAAACCAUUCUGGAAACUGUAAAGAAUGGAGACGUCAGAAAUAUUAAAGAUAUUGAUGAUGAGAGAUUCAAAGACAGACUGAAUAUGAAUCCUCAGACUGGAGAUCUCACCAUCACAAAGAUCAUACAGACAGAUGAAGGACUUUACAUACUUCAGCAGAUCAACAGUGAUGGAAAGAUCUCAUGCAGAAUAUUCAGUGUUUGGGUCCGUGACGGUCAUCGUCCAAAUCAGAUGAAGCUGAACUCAGGAACUGAAGGAAAUAAAUCAACAGCAGUUGAGAUGCCUUUACUGAAUGAAGCAGAAGAUAGAUUUUGAUCAGAUUAUAGCUGCUCAUCAUCACAUCUGUCACAUUAUCACAUCUACAGUAAUAAAACUGAUUUACUGUUUCAUGAUCCGUCCUCUUUAAAAGAUCAUCUUCAUGUGUGCUGUUGAGCUUGAGUGAUAAAAGCUUUUAAAGCUAAAGUUAUUGUUUUUUUCUUUUAUUUGGCGUUAAAACUGUUAAAUAUUCAGGAUCCCUUUAUAUUUUUAUACUUCAUAUGUUACUCACUGCAUAGCAUAUGAUCAGUUUGACUCUCGUGCGUUUGAUGUUGUGUGAUUGUAGACAGAAUUGAUUUAAUAUCUGAUGAUGAAGAUGACAUAUGAUAUACAUGAAGAACAUCUUCAGUCUUUCUCUAACCCGUCUCUAAUCUGAUUUUAUACACAUUUAUAUAACAACUAACACCAAAAACAAGUUCAUGAUGAAGUUAACAUGAGAUCACAUGACAAUCUGUGUUUAUCACGUGAAGAAGAUUCUAGAAAAUACACGUGAGAAACAUCUUGAGCAUCAGCGUUAGAUUGUGAUGUCUGUUCAGUUUUUAUUGUUGAAGAAUAUUUUAGUGUUUCAUUUACAGUAUUAUUUACUACAUUAUGUGCCUAUAUAUUAUUUUUUAUAACGUACAUUUUUUGCUUAAGAAAAUCUGUUCUCUGAUCAGAUCUGAACGUGACAUUAUAAAUGUAAAUUCAGACUCUCAGUACAGAUAUAAAAACUUCAUAAAGCACUUAACUGAAUAACUCUUGCCUUAUUGCUCUUAUUAGAAAAGAAGAGACAAAUAUGUUUUAGCUUUAAUAGAAAUGUGAAUGUGAAACAGUAAUACUUGUAUUGUGUUCUGCUUUGACUGAAUCUUAUUUUUAUUUACUUUAAAAGUGUCAUACAUGAACAUGUAACAGUAUUAAAAAGUGUUUGUGUCUGAUCAUUUCUGUCCUUUAAUAGAUAAAGUGAUUAUUUAGUAAUGAAUGUUUAACAGUAAACACAUGCUUGUGUUGAGCUUGACUUGCUUCAAUGUGUUAUACUGAAUAUACAAUGUAUGACAAUAUUAAUAAAUAAAAAAUAAAAACUCAA
Molecule: messenger RNA, 5302 nt
Organism: Triplophysa dalaica
Lineage: Eukaryota; Metazoa; Chordata; Actinopteri; Cypriniformes; Nemacheilidae
Exons: 9
Coding region: 2341-4239 (632 amino acids)
Source: RefSeq, a predicted model, not a curated record